This is a messenger RNA of Cordyceps fumosorosea ARSEF 2679, 1266 nucleotides long. Its product is annotated as aminomethyl transferase. The coding region runs from base 1 to 1266 and encodes 421 amino acids. Gene Ontology annotation, cellular component: mitochondrial matrix. Lineage: Eukaryota; Fungi; Ascomycota; Sordariomycetes; Hypocreales; Cordycipitaceae. The transcript has a single exon. Gene Ontology annotation, molecular function: protein binding. The record is from RefSeq and is a predicted model, not a curated record.
AUGCAACCUCUCGCGAACCGAGCGCUCCUCCAGCGCCCUCGUGCGACGAUCACCUCCUCCUCCGUCGUCUGCCGAUCCUGCCGCCGCCGCCGACUGGCUACGACAGCCGCGCCGCCUAAGCCGCCCGCCGCCGGGCUGGCCGAGCUCUCGUCGCGGCGCGUCCUGGCCGUCGCCGGUGCCGACGCCACCAAGUUCCUCCAAGGCAUCGUCACGCAAAACGUCGCCACUGCCAACAGUGGGCGCAAUAUUACCACGGCGCCGCCUGAGCCGCGCACCGAAGGCUUCUACGCUGGCUUCCUCAACGCCACCGGUCGCGUCAUGCACGACACCUUCAUCUACCCCUUCCGGAGCGGCGCCGGCGGGUUGUCCGCCCUCGACUACGGCGACGGCGGCGACGGCUUCCUCGUCGAGGCCGACGCCUCACAGGCCGCACGCCUCGAAAAGUACAUCAAGCGGUACAAGCUGCGCGCCAAGGUCAGCGUCCGCGUUCUCGCUCCGGAGGAGGUGUCCGUCUGGCAAGCCUGGGACGACGCCGCUUCCAACCCUGGCCUGCCCAGCGGUAACGGUAGCAUCAUGACGCUGCGCGACCCUCGCGCGCCCGCCAUGGGAUGGCGCAUACUGCAGCUAGGCCCUGGAACGCCUGACGUCAUCGACGCGGAGCGCGCCGCCGAGGACGCGUACACGAUCCGGCGGUACCUGCAGGGUGUGCCCGAGGGCCAGGACGAGUUGCUGCGCGAGCAGGCGCUGCCGCUGGAGAGCAACAUGGAGCACAUGGGCGGCGUCGAUUUCCACAAGGGCUGCUACGUUGGGCAGGAGUUGACGAUCCGCACACGCCACCGCGGCGUCGUGCGCAAGCGCGUGCUGCCGUGCGCCCUCUACGACGCCGACCGCCCCGCGCCGAGCGUCCUCGCGUACGACCCCGACGCCCUCCCCGCCGGCAGCGGUACCACCGACGCCGCGGCAGUGCCAACGGAAACGAGCAUCGGCCGGUGCGGCAAGAGCGGCCGCAGCGCGGGCAAGUGGCUCAAGGGGCUCGGCAACGUUGGCCUCGCGCUGUGCCGCCUCGAGAUCAUGACGGACGUCGCGGCCGUAGUGCCGGGCGGCGGCGAUCAGGUGCCGGCUGCCGCGACGUACAGCCCGGAGGAUGACUUCGUGCUCGAUUGGGGGGGAGACGACGACGUCGGGGGCAGCGUCAAGAUUAAGGCGUUCGUGCCUGACUGGCUGCGCGCCAGCAUGGAGGAGGCGCAAAGGAAGAAGAAGCAGUAG